Molecule: messenger RNA, 1229 nt
Organism: Selaginella moellendorffii
Lineage: Eukaryota; Viridiplantae; Streptophyta; Lycopodiopsida; Selaginellales; Selaginellaceae
Product: expansin-A2
Exons: 3
Coding region: 261-1013 (250 amino acids)
Biological process (GO): plant-type cell wall organization
Cellular component (GO): extracellular region
Source: RefSeq, a predicted model, not a curated record
CCCACGAGAAGUUGAGAAGUUGAAGCCGGUAAUGGAGGUGGAUGGUCGUUGUGACGAUAUCAGAUAGAUAAAUAGUACGGAACGUGCCGGGGCGGCGGCGGCGGCGCCAAGAGCUGAGAUGGAAGUCACGAAAAUGGCUUCUGGAAGAAUCGGAGUAUUUAAGGAGGGUGGAAGCUCGCAGCUCUCAGAGAGGCAAGAUAUCCCUCCUCGUUCUCCUCUUAUCCGGAGGCAGUGGCAGCAGUAGCAGCAAAGGAAGGAAGAUGGACUUCUUUUCGGCAGUUUUUCUUCCGGCUGCGCUGCUAUUGUUCGUGGCUCUCAAUCUCGCAGCUGCGCAACAAUGGAGCAACGCUCAUGCUACAUUCUACGGGGGCAGCGAUGCCUCGGGAACAAUGGGUGGUGCUUGCGGCUAUGGAAACGUGCUUAGUGCUGGCUAUGGAGUCAACACCGCGGCGUUGAGCACCGCCUUGUUCAAUGGGGGAGCUACCUGCGGAGCUUGCUUCCAGAUGCAGUGCGUCAACUCGAGAUGGUGUCGUCCCGGAAAGUCGGUCACCGUCACCGCCACGAACUUUUGCCCCCCGAACAACGCCCUCCCAAGCGACAAUGGGGGCUGGUGCAACACACCCAGGGAGCACUUCGAUCUCUCCCAGCCAGUCUGGGAGCAAAUGGCCAUUUACCAAGGAGGGAUCGUCCCAGUUCAGUACAGAAGGGUCAAGUGCUACAAGCAAGGUGGGAUCAUCUUCACCAUGAACGGCAACCCAAACUUCAACUUGGUUCUCAUAAAAAACGUUGCCGGAUGGGGGGAUUUGAGAGCCGUGUCGAUCAAAGGCUCCAACACCGGCUGGCUCCCAAUGAAGAGGAACUGGGGAUCGAAUUGGGAAUACCAUGGAGUUCUAGUCGGCCAGUCCCUCUCCUUUCUGCUCACACCCAGCAUGGGAGGAUCUCUCAUCUCGUACGAUGUUUUUCCUCGCAACUGGCAGUUUGGACAGUCCUACUCGGGCCGGCAAUUCAGCUAAAGCGAAGAGCCUUGCAGAACAAACGAAGAAUAAGCGAGGACUUUUCUUAGUUGUGGGAGCGCUGCUCGAACUUUUCUCACGCGGAAAGAGUCUUCCAAACUCUCAGCUUUGCUGCGGUGCUUCAGGGGUACCCGCCACUGAGACUCCAUGUUGAUAGCAGUUGGAUUUGAUAAAAAAAAAAAAAACAAUGGCCAUCACAGCAAGAUUAUAGACAAA